Messenger RNA from Sitophilus oryzae (rice weevil), 2884 nucleotides. RefSeq names its product probable cytochrome P450 305a1. The transcript has 17 exons. The coding region runs from base 14 to 2809 and encodes 931 amino acids. Gene Ontology annotation, biological process: xenobiotic metabolic process. The record is from RefSeq and is a predicted model, not a curated record. Gene Ontology annotation, cellular component: cytoplasm; intracellular membrane-bounded organelle. NCBI's taxonomy places the organism in Eukaryota, Metazoa, Arthropoda, Insecta, Coleoptera, Curculionidae. Gene Ontology annotation, molecular function: oxidoreductase activity, acting on paired donors, with incorporation or reduction of molecular oxygen, reduced flavin or flavoprotein as one donor, and incorporation of one atom of oxygen; heme binding; iron ion binding.
UUCAGAUAUAAUCAUGCUCUCUAUUGUCUGUGUUAUUAUUUCGUUGGUGCUUUUAGUUACUGCCACUUGCAUACGUCCAAAAAACUAUCCACCAGGUCCCAGGCUUAUGCCAAUUAUAGGAAACAUUUUCCACUACAAAAUCAAAUAUAACAAACUAAAGUAUCAUCAUUUGGUAUGGAUGGACAUGGCAAAGCAUUAUGGAAAUAUUGUAGGAACAAAAUUAGGGCGAUAUUUGGUGGUUACAGUAACUGGCUCAGAAGCUAUAAAAGAAGUCCUUUCACGUGCAGAAUUUGACGGCAGACCUGACGGUUAUUUUUUCAGGUUACGAACUUUUGGAAAACGUUUAGGAAUUGUAUUUAGCGAUGGUAAAUUAUGGAAAACACAACGAAAAUUCUGUCUGCAAGGCCUGAAAAACUAUGGUUUUGGUGGCAAGAAAAUGGAGGAAAAAGUUCACGACGAAUGCGUUGCUUUCGUUGAACGUUGUCGAAAAGUAUCCAACCAGGAAAUUUUUAUGCACGAUAUUUUCGGUAUUCCAGUUAUAAAUGUUCUCUGGGCCAUGAUCGCAGGAAAAAGAUUUGACAAUGACGACAAACGUCUACAUAAACUACUAGAUAUGAUUCGCGAAUGUUUCAAAAUAGUAGACAUAUCAGGAGGAAUAAUAAAUCAGAUUCCAUUCUUGAGGUAUAUUGCACCAUCAGCUAGUGGGUACAAUCAGAUAAUGAGUAUGCUAACAAACAUGUGGACCUUUCUAGGGGAAACGAUAGAUGACCACAAACUUUCUAUGCAAUAUACUCCCAGAGAUCUGAUUGAUUCAUUUUUACAACACACGGAAAAGAAAACAGACGAAUCAUUUACAGAUCAACAACUGCUUUCGAUGUGCCUUGAUUUAUUUAUGGCAGGCGCAGAGACAACAAGUAACAGUUUAAGUUUUGCCUUUAUGUAUAUGAUACUUUAUCCAGAUGUCCAGAAGAAAGUACAACAAGAACUUGACAAAAAAAUUGGGAGAGAUAGAUGGCCAACGGUGGAAGAUAAAAAUAAUUUAAAGUAUACUCAAGCAGUACUUAUGGAAAUCCAAAGAAGAUGCAACCUGGCGCCCAUGGGAGUAACUCACAGAACAACGAAAACGACCUCUUUAUAUGGUUACACCAUACCAGAGAACGCUGUUAUUCUUUUGAAUUUAUACAGCAUCCAUAUGAAUUUAGAUUAUUGGAAAGAUCCCAUGAAGUUUAAACCAGAAAGAUUUUUGGAUGAAUCUGGAAACAUAACUGUCGAUGAAAAUUAUUAUUUGCCGUUUGGACUAGGUGAAACACUCGGGCAGGAAUCGUUGUCGAAUAUGCUUACUACAGUUCUGAUCACGGUUUUAAUAUCUUUAUUGGGUGUUUGGUGUUUUACAAGUGAAUGUAGAAAACCAAUUUGCUUCCCGCCAGGUCCUGUCUGGUUGCCAUUUUUUGGAAGUUCUUUACAACUCAAAUCCCUCUCUAGAAAAUUUGGCGGGCAGCACCUUGCUUUAAUCCAACUACUAAAAAAGUACUCUUCAGAUAUACUCGGACUGAAAUUGGGCCGAGAAUACGUUAUAGCCGUGUGUUCAUAUAGUACAGUCAAGAAAAUACUUACGUCAGAGGAAUAUGAAGGUCGACCUGACAAUUUUUUCUUUAGAAUGAGGUCUAUGGGAACCAGAAAAGGUAUCACAGGUACGGAUGGAGAACUGUGGAAAGAACAAAGAUCAUUUUUAGUUAGCCAUCUUCGAGCGUUAGGAUUUGGAAAGAAUAUUGUUGAGGAUAUGGUAAAGCAUGAAAUUUGUGAUGUAAUAUCAAAAAUUGAUCAGAAUUUGAAAAAUGUGGAUAUUGCAGUUGUUUUAGCCCCAUCAGUAUUAAAUAUUUUAUGGCACCUAACUAGUGGUAAGGACUUAAAAGGCGAUGAGAACAUUGAUAAUCUUUUGAAACUUCUCCACAAAAGAGCCAAAGCUUUCGACAUGUCCGGCGGUACUCUGAACCUUUACCCCUGGAUUAGAUUUAUUGCUCCAGAAGGAAGUGGAUACAGUUUACUAAAGAAGAUUAACUCUGAAAUUAAUAAAUUUAUAGCAGAAACAAUAAAAGAGCACAAGAACAAAUGGAGAGAUGGACAAUGCGAUGAUGUGAUUUACGCGUAUCUGAAUGAGAUGCAGAAGAAACAAGUUAAAGAUAAUAAUUUUACAGAUGAUCAAUUAGUAAUGGUCUGCUUGGAUAUUUUCCUCGCUGGAUCAACCACAACAACUAAUACCAUCAAUUUUGCCUUUUGGUCUAUGAUAAUGUAUCCAGAAAUUCAAGAAAAGGUCCAUCAAUGCCUUACGAAUGCAUUUCAUGACAAAGAUAUUUCGUAUAGUGAUAGAACAUUGGUUCCUUAUGUUGAAGCAGUAUUAUUAGAGUGCCAAAGAUAUUUUCCGGUAGUACCAGUAAUAGGGCCAAGACGGGUUUUAAGGAAAACGAGUCUAGAUAAUUAUGUUAUUCCUAAGGACACUACAGUUUUAAUUAACAUAUAUUCAGUACAUCAUGAUAAAGAAUACUGGAAAGACCCUGAAACAUUCAGACCUGAGCGAUUCUUAGACAGUCAAGGUAAUCUCCAGAACACAGAAAGAGUUUUGACAUUCGGGUUAGGGAAGCGAAGAUGCCUUGGCGAUGCCCUAGCUAAAUCUUGCAUUUUCCUAUUCUUUGUGACUAUCUUAAGAAAAUAUAAACUGGAGAGUGUGUCACAAAAUAGUAAAGGAGAGAAAACAAUAACUGGUAUUAACAUGACCCCGGGAAAUUACCGCGUGAAUUGUACUCCCAGAUAAUAAAUCUCGAAUAUUUUUAUUGUGUAUGUGUUAUAUUAUUCAUAUGAAGUAUUAUUAAAAGUAAUUGUUAGUAGA